This is a messenger RNA of Osmia lignaria (orchard mason bee), 2212 nucleotides long. It is a transcript of the gene Rab9, whose product is annotated as RAS oncogene family member Rab9. Gene Ontology annotation, biological process: retrograde transport, endosome to Golgi. The record is from RefSeq and is a predicted model, not a curated record. NCBI's taxonomy places the organism in Eukaryota, Metazoa, Arthropoda, Insecta, Hymenoptera, Megachilidae. Gene Ontology annotation, cellular component: lysosome; late endosome; phagocytic vesicle. Gene Ontology annotation, molecular function: GTPase activity; GTP binding.
ACAAACAUGGGCGUUUCUUUUGUCAGUGACUGUAGUCGCUGCUUUUGUCGUCUGCAAAGUGUCAAAUACUUUGCGCACAACGAAAAUGCUUAAAGACAGUGAUACAUUUUAGUUGUUUGAAAAUUUUAAAAGAUUUUUCAUGUUUCUUACUGUUGUCAAAUGAUUUCAAGUGAACACACGAUAUAUAUACAUACAUGUACCUAUUUAAAAAAAUUGCAAUUUUACUCGGUGAUGGGUAUGAUUCAGUACCGAAGGGCAUCUUUCCGAGGUAUUACGACUUCGUUGAAACGAUUGAUCUAAAAAAUGAACAUGAUGAAGUACACACCCUCUACAAAAGUAUAAACUAGAAUCUCAUCUGUAGAACUUCUUUGAAUUCUGCUUAAAUCGACGCUAAAAUGUUCAUGUCAAACGGGAAGGUUAUGCUUCGUCAUGAAAUGAAAAUCACUAUCCUGGUGUUUUAAACGAUAUAAUUAUUUAACUGCACAAAGGAAAGAGAUACAGUUAAGAAUUGCGUAUGAGAAUAUGUUAUAAUUUAAAAUGUAUGUUGUAUGAGAAAAAGUGGAUUGACUUAUUUGAUAUUAGAAUCAGCUGAUUCCUACUACGUUGACAAGGGAUCGCUGUAUACGAACGAUAUUAAACUAGUACAACAGAUUAAUGAUUCGAUAUCAAAGGCAGUGAUAUGUGAAAAAUAUAUAUUUAUAAUCAUAUUUUUGAACAUAUAUUGUUUAUUGUUCUGAAAAUACAAAAAGUAAAGAAAAUGUCAGGAAACAAUUCAACUGCAGUAAACACACCUAGAGGUGGGAAUCUACAAAAUCGUAAUUCUCAAAGAUCUACACUUCUAAAAGUGGUGAUUCUUGGUGAUGGUGGAGUUGGAAAGUCUUGUCUUAUGAACAGAUUUGUAUCAAAUCACUUUGAUGAACAUAGUUUUCAUACCAUUGGUGUAGAGUUCUUAAAUAAGGAUAUUGAAAUUAAUGGAGAAGCGUAUACCCUUCAAAUAUGGGAUACAGCUGGACAAGAAAGAUUUAAAACCCUUAGAACUCCAUUCUAUAGGGGAUCUGAUAUUUGUCUCUUGACCUAUGCAGUUGAUGAUAGAACAAGUUUUAAAAAUUUAGCACUUUGGAGGUCAGAAUUUCUUUAUUAUGCAGAUGUUCAGGAAGGAUCAACAUUUCCAUUCAUAGUUGUUGGAAACAAAGUGGAUGUUCCAGAGUCUGAGAAACAAGUUUCUACUGAAGAAGCUGAAGCUUGGUGUGCAGAAAAUGGAGAUCCUCCAUUAGUAGAAACAUCUGCAAAAGAUGCAACUAAUGUUGAAGCAGCAUUUGGGGCAGCUGUUGCUGCUUGGGCACAGCUUGAAGCUAGACUUGAGCGGCCAUUAGUAGAAGAUACUGUUGAUCUUUCUAAACAACAGUCUCCUCAUCGUUCAAGUUGUUGUAUGCCUGUGUCUGGUGCUGAGUAGGUGAUAGAUAUAAGAUUUUAAAUAUUUUUUAUGUUUUCAUAACAUAAUGCAUGAAUCAUAUUUCUCAAAACCCACAAUUAUGAAAUCUGAAGGAAAUGAGCGGUAAAAAGAGAAGCAUAACAAAUAAUUUUUGUGAUGGAAGCUGGUAUUCUUGGAACGAGCAGAUAGAAUAUGUUUAUACAGGAUUGCCUCGUAAUAAGCAACACGCUCGGGUCUGGCCAGUUGCUUAUUACGGAUCAGGUAUGCUAUUCGGCUCGACUUUGUUCUCGAAACGGGCCGAUAGAGAACACGAGAAACGAGCGAGAAAUCCGAGGUAGCGGCAAAUCAUAAAGUGAUCGGCCGAGCAAGGAUGUUAUUUUUUGAACAAGGAUAGAAUAUAGCAUGCCCUCUCAUUCUCGCACUAUUUCGCUUAUUUCAAGGCAAAUAUGCUAGACUGAGAAAGCAUUAUAUAUAUUCCAUACUUCUACUAACCGAUGUCACUGCUCAGUCGAGCGUGACAAUUUAUUACCCAAAACAUCGGCUUCUCGCUUUCACGGACCUCUCACUUUGCGGGCGACAUUAAACGAAAAGGUGGGAAUAGAAAUUUGCUUAUUUCAAGCCGGAAAACUGUUGCUUAUUACGGAUCAAUACUGUACCUGAAAAGAGUACAUUGCGUUGCAAACUGUAUGAAUUCUUAAAAGUGAUGAUCACUGUAUUUAGGACAUAUAAGGACAUUAUAUUAUAGAAAUAUAAGAACUUUAUUCCUUUUUCUUUGACCUA